UGUAGCAUUUGCAGACGGUCACUGAUGACUGCAGAGGCUGCUGCAUCUCUCUUCCAUGAUCAGGUUCCUCUUGCACAUUUUUCUUUAAAUCCGUUUUUUGUUAUCGGUGAAAGAUGGACUCCCUCUGGAUCUCUCUCUUCGUCUUUACCAGUCUGUCAGGGGCCUCCUGCGAGGAAGACCUAUCUGGAAAGGUCUUUGUCUUCCGUACAGAGCCCAGUGAGGCCUAUGUCAUCCUCAAACCCCUUCCUCAGGAACCACUGCAGAACUUCACAGUGUGCCUGAGAUCCUAUACAGACUUGACCCGGCCCUAUGGUCUCUUCUCCUAUGCCACUCAGUCCCAAGACAAUGAGAUUCUCAUCUUCAAGGCGAAACCGGGAGAAUACCGAACGUAUGUGGGAGGAGAAUACUUGUCCUUCAAAGUCCCAGAGAACCGCUUUGACUGGGAACACAUCUGUUUUGGGUGGGAAUCGGCCACUGGCAUCGCCGAAUUCUGGAUGAAUGGGAGGCCUUGGCCACGGAAAGGGUUGAAGAAAGGGUACACGGUUGGCGCCAAAGCAUUCAUCCUGUUAGGCCAAGAGCAAUACCACUAUGGGGGCACCUACGACUCCUACAACUCCUUCUCUGGAGAACUGACAGAUGUCUAUAUGUGGAACUUUCUCCUCUCUCCUCACAAGAUAAGGUCGGCCUACCAGGAUUUGCAGCUGCCCCAAUGCGCUCUGGGGUGGAAGAAUCUGCAGUAUGAAAUCAAGGGGGACGUGGCAGUGAAGGGUAGGCUGAGAUUACAGGCAUAGGCUAAAUACAGCCUUCCAAGCAAAGUUAUGAGCCUGUCCCAUCCCAGAUUCCUAGCCCACAAUGUGUUGUGCAACACAUUAGCCAUCUGAAAAAAGAACCAAACAGUGACCCUUCCCUUGUCCAGUUAGUUUAUUCCAGCUUCUCCUCCUGGUCGCCUGGAAGCACUUCUCACUCACCACAGGUGACCAGCUAUUCACAAAUGCGCUUUAUCUGCCAUCUUAAUGAUGAUUUGCUGGUGUUUUGCGGCUGAAGGCUGUUCUAUAGGUUUUGCAGUUUUAAUUGUAAUGGGACUGUCUCCAACUAAGAGCAGACCCACUAAAUUUAAUGACUGUAUGUUAGUCAUGGGUGGUAUUCAGCGUUAGUCCUCCUCAGAGUAGAUCCAUUGAAGCCAACAGGCAUGGCUAACUUAGGUUUGUUCAUUUCAGGGGGUCUACUCUGAGUAAGGCUUAGUUGGCGACAACCCCAUGUCUACUAAAUUGAAUAGGUCUACUCUGCGUAGGACUAGCAUUGGAUAUCCAAAGAAAGGGUCAUUUUUCUUCCCCUCCUCCUUUUCAAUUUGACGUUAUUCUUCAUGUUUUCAAAGCUUUGUAGAUCACUUAGAGACCUUUUGUAUGGGAAGCGGCUAAUGAAUAAAUAAAUAAUAAACCUCAAA
Messenger RNA from Rhineura floridana, 1444 nucleotides. Its product is annotated as mucosal pentraxin-like. The record is from RefSeq and is a predicted model, not a curated record. The transcript is spliced from 2 exons. Gene Ontology annotation, biological process: innate immune response. Gene Ontology annotation, molecular function: complement component C1q complex binding. The coding region runs from base 114 to 791 and encodes 225 amino acids. NCBI's taxonomy places the organism in Eukaryota, Metazoa, Chordata, Lepidosauria, Squamata, Rhineuridae.